AUGCUAUCCAGUGGAGUAUUAGAUACAAUAAAGAUAAAGGAGUUUCCAUUAGCUCACUUUGCAGCUGAAUACUGGUAUCAUCAUUAUGUGAAUUCUCGAGAAGGCAGGUUGAAAGUUGAAGAACUAUUGCAAAGAUUAUUCCAGUAUGACACCAAUUGCUUUGUGACCUGGAUCAGGAUAUAUGGCCUGGAUCGUCAAGGCACAUUGCGGCCAAAUUCAGACUAUCAGCGUCCUAUUGAUGACAUUGGAUCCCCUUUCUACUACGCGAGCUUGUUGGGAUUGGAAUCCACCUUGAGUAAUAUGAUAGCAGCGGGCGCUAGAGAUGCAAGUUUCUUGGAAAUGGUAAAUGCCCAAAGUGGAGAGUAUGGCAAUGCCCUGCAGGCUGCCUCAUCCGGAGGCCAUUGGAAGGUGGUGCAGAUGCUGCUGGAUCAAGGUGCUGAUGUUAACGCUCAAAGUGGACGUUAUGGAAAUGCCCUCCACGCUGCAUCUUCCAGAGGCCAUAAGAAGGUGGUACAGAUGCUACUGGAUCAUGGUGCCAAUGUUAGCACCCAAGGUAGAGAACUCACCUUGUGGUAG
Molecule: messenger RNA, 576 nt
Organism: Monascus purpureus
Lineage: Eukaryota; Fungi; Ascomycota; Eurotiomycetes; Eurotiales; Aspergillaceae
Source: the annotation of a GenBank genome assembly